This is a messenger RNA of Calliphora vicina (urban bluebottle blowfly), 710 nucleotides long. RefSeq names its product Autophagy-related 10 (gene Atg10). Gene Ontology annotation, cellular component: intracellular anatomical structure. Gene Ontology annotation, molecular function: Atg12 transferase activity. NCBI's taxonomy places the organism in Eukaryota, Metazoa, Arthropoda, Insecta, Diptera, Calliphoridae. The transcript is spliced from 3 exons. Gene Ontology annotation, biological process: protein lipidation; protein modification by small protein conjugation; macroautophagy. The record is from RefSeq and is a predicted model, not a curated record. The coding region runs from base 75 to 614 and encodes 179 amino acids.
UAUAUUCGAACUGGUUUUUAAUUUUUAGUUUACCUACUGUUAUAAAAGUUUAGAUAUUAAAUAACACACUAACAAUGUCAGCCAUUGAUACAUUAACAUGGGCUGAAUUCUCUAAAGAGUCCUUAGAGUUUUUGGAUAUCUCAAAACAACUGGAUGAUACUUGGAGCUGGGAAGUAAAGAAUGCUGAAGUUGAAGGCCAGUCUUACCUUAGGUAUACAAAAAAACUUACACAUCCCUUAAGCCAAGAAUUAAUACAAAUCGAAUAUCAUAUUGUGUAUUCGAUAUCCUAUCAGGUGCCCAUGUUGUAUUUACAAGCAUAUGCGAAUGAUGGUAAACCCAUGUCCCUGGAAAACGUAUGGACUAUAUUCCAACAUGACCAAGACACAAAAUAUUCUAGAGAAGAUAUGUUGUCCAUCUUAACACAAAUGGAUCAUCCUAUAUAUUUCCGGCCCUUUAUAUGUUUACAUCCUUGUCGUACUUCGGAGAUUUUGGCAGCUACUCCAAAAAGCUGCAAUCGUGUUUUAACAUUUAUAAGCGUUAUGGGUCCCUAUAUGCAAUUGAAAUUGGAUAAUAGAUAUGGUUUGCACUAUCAAGAUAAAUCGAAUGAAGAAUAAUAUGUAGGGUAUAUUUCAUUGUUAUUUGAAAUUACAUAGAAAAAGUUAAAUUUAUCUGUUUUUCUUAAUAAAAUAAAGCUAAAAAUUAAUGAUAAA